GAUAAAUCCUGUUUCAAUGCGUUCUUUAACUUUGAGGAUAUGCAGGAGAUCACUCAGCACUUUGCUGUGUGUCACGUGGAUGCCCCAGGCCAGCAGGAAGGCGCGCCCUCUUUCCCAACAGGGUACCAGUACCCCACAAUGGAUGAGCUGGCUGAAAUGCUGCCUCCUGUUCUUACCCACUUGAGUCUGAAAAGCAUCAUUGGAGUUGGAGUUGGAGCAGGAGCUUACAUCCUCAGCAAAUUUGCACUCAAUCAUCCGGAGCUUGUGGAAGGCCUUCUGCUUAUUAAUGUUGACCCUUGUGCUAAAGGUUGGAUUGACUGGGCAGCUUCCAAACUCUCAGGCUUGACAACCAAUGUUGUGGACAUUAUUUUGGCUCACCACUUUGGGCAGGAAGAGCUGCAGGCCAACCUGGACCUGAUUCAAACCUACAGACUACAUAUUGCCCAAGAUAUCAACCAAGAAAACCUACAGCUCUUCCUGGGUUCCUAUAAUGGACGCAGAGACCUGGAGAUUGAAAGACCCGUGCUGGGCCAAAAUGAUAAUAGAUCAAAGACAUUAAAGUGUUCUACUUUGUUGGUGGUAGGAGACAAUUCACCUGCGGUUGAAGCUGUGGUUGAAUGCAAUUCUCGCCUGAAUCCUAUAAAUACAACUUUGCUAAAGAUGGCAGACUGUGGUGGACUGCCCCAAGUAGUUCAGCCCGGGAAGCUUACUGAGGCCUUCAAGUACUUUUUGCAGGGGAUGGGCUACAUACCAUCUGCCAGCAUGACUCGGCUCGCCCGAUCACGAACCCACUCAACCUCAAGUAGCAUCGGCUCUGGAGAAAGUACCUUCAGCCGAUCUGUCACCAGCAAUCAGUCAGAUGGAACUCAAGAAUCCUCUGAGUCCCCUGAUGUUCUGGACAGACACCAGACCAUGGAGGUGUCCUGCUAAGCAAAUGUUCUUCCCCUGGACCAUGCAAGUCCAUCCUCCUUCAAACGACCACUCCAUAAUAUAACAUUUCAUCCAGCAAACUGGCAUCUAUCUUUUAACUCCUGCAUGGUCACUGACUCUCUCUCUGGUAUCCUGGAUUUGUCAUUCUAUCUGCCUGCCCACCCUCUUUUUUUGUAUGUACCAAGAACCACUUCCAUGUCAUUACUGUAACAUUCCAGCAUCUUUGAUCAAACCUCCAUAUCUUCUCUUGCCAGCUUUCCCGUGCUUUCCCAACUAUGUAUCUGAUAAGAUUCUUUGAUCUUGACGUAUGUGUGUGAGCACGUGUGUCUGUGUUUGUGUGUGCUUAGUUCUGUGAUUUUAGACAUGCUUUCUUGUAGAGCUUCUGCAAAAAACAAAGGGAUUUUUUUUUUUCAUUUUCAAAGGUUUUUUAGGGGAAAUAUGCAGAACAGAUUUGUAGGUUGAAUAGGCCACUGCAUUCUCUUUUGGUUCCUGAUUGGUCAACAAGAUUUCCAUAGUGACUUCAGGAGAGUAGCUCUGAGGAAUGUGAAAGAUCACAAUUACUGUUUGGACUGUUGAUUGAUUGUGACCAAUAGAACGGAGCCUGUCACAUAAAGAGGCAGACAGGGUGGCCAGCCACUUCCUUCUGUCCAAGUGAAUUCACAAAUACUGUCCUAUAAGUAAGAGGAAGGGGCAUAUUUUAGUAGAAGCCCAUGAAUGAUCAGGUUCUGAUGCAACAAGGAGUUUUUCCCAAGCAGUGAAUGUGGCUUAAUUACUGGGCUGUCUUAGCACAGGAAGGUGGAAAACAAAAUGUCAGGCUUCUGCUCUGCAGGAGCAAGGCUGCUGUCGCAGCGGUGUCUGACGCCACUUAGCAGGCAGCUGCAAGAAGUGCCUCCCAGGUCUGUGAUGGAGAGCGUUUUUCCAUCCUGCAAUCUCAGAAAAGGGAGAAGUAUGACUUAAAAGUUAUAUAGAUGGUGAGGAAAUGGCUGAGGGGAGAAGACAUUAACAGAAUAUUAUGUUUAACAUACAUAGCCUAGAUUUCAUCAGACUUAAAGGAAGCUAAACAAAACUGAUAUGAAGCCCAUUUCUUAGAUUGUUAAUCCUGUGAACUCUCUUCUGUAGGAGGGAAGGGGCCAGUCUUCAAGGGCAGCCUGGUCAGGGAAAAUUGUGCUUAGUUUACUGCUAUGUGAGGGGAUCACAGCCAGAGAGUAUCGCUGCAGGGAGCUGAAACCAACUGCCACUCAGCGAGGGCCCAGCUCUUCAAGGCAUCGAGAUGUAAGCUCAGGUAAUACAGUUCCAACUCUGAGGAAGGAGCUUUUCAGAUAUAGUGUUUGCUUUCUGCUGAGAUAGGGAAUGCAUCACUCUGCCAGAAUACAACUUUUUACAGAUUAUUAAAUAAAGCUGUAUAUGUCUCAUUGUUA
Molecule: messenger RNA, 2348 nt
Organism: Manis javanica (Malayan pangolin)
Lineage: Eukaryota; Metazoa; Chordata; Mammalia; Pholidota; Manidae
Source: RefSeq, a predicted model, not a curated record